UUCAUGUUUGUGCACCGGUGGAUUCUGCUCUUUUUCAAGAGAGAAUUUGCCGAAUCUGAUGCGCUUCACAUCUGGGAGGCGGUGGUUAGUUCGAUACCGUACCCAAUACUUUCAUCUGUUCGUUUGUGUCGCGAUUGUAUCCAUUUACGGGCCCGACAUCAUCUCGCAAAAACUGCCGCACGACGAGAUCUUGCUCUAUUUCUCUUCCCUAGCCAACCACAUGGAUGCUCGAGUGGUGUUGAAGAAGGCCAGAGGUCUUUUACACCAUUUCGUGAAUCGGGAAAAGAUUCCGUGCUCUUUGGCAGGAGUCGUCGAGUCGAGCGGGAUGUCACAGUGGGAUUCGCACAAGAAGCUACAGGCCUAUGAAUGUGUCAAGAAGCACGGCGACGACGAGCCAUGCCCAUACGCC
Molecule: messenger RNA, 409 nt
Organism: Mesorhabditis spiculigera
Lineage: Eukaryota; Metazoa; Nematoda; Chromadorea; Rhabditida; Rhabditidae
Source: the annotation of a GenBank genome assembly